This is a messenger RNA of Pararge aegeria (speckled wood butterfly), 1163 nucleotides long. RefSeq lists its product as uncharacterized. Bases 84 to 1076 code for a protein of 330 amino acids. The transcript is spliced from 7 exons. NCBI's taxonomy places the organism in Eukaryota, Metazoa, Arthropoda, Insecta, Lepidoptera, Nymphalidae. The record is from RefSeq and is a predicted model, not a curated record.
ACUUUUAUUUGUAAAUAAUUGUAACAACUUGAAGAAGUGCUUUUUAAUUUUGAAGAAUACUCGAGCAUUUUGAUGCUAAUAAAAUGCCACACUUAAAGAAACAGUUAAAAAUCACAAAGCUUUUUCGAAAAGGCGCUACUAAUAAACAUCCAGAAGGCUGUGAUGAGUUGCAAGAAGAAGUACAGAAAUUAGAGCAAAAGCUGCAGGAGAAGCAGAAUGAACUCUUCCAAAUUCAAAGGAACAACUGUAGAAAAAAAGCAUCUUUUCCAAAAAGCAAAGAGACACCUUUUGUUAAACCACAGAAAAUAGUUCUAACAUCUUCAGUAGAGACAUUAAAGAGAAAUCUGGAGCUAAUGUCCAUGCUGACAGGAGUGGAGGUGCAAUCAUAUGUGGCAGACGACCACUGCUGUGUGGUGUUCCACAUGCAACACGAAGCAAGCUCCAUUGUCAAACAUGGACUGAGAAUUGAUAUGCAUUCUGAUGGUAAUGAAAUAUCAAAAUCAACAAUGCCACUCGGUUUCAAUUUGAAGGCAGUUGUAGAAGAGUUUGAUAAGAUCACAAGGCCAAGGUGUCUGGGCGCUAUAAGGAGGGCUCUUGUGGCGUACUAUGAUAGACUGCAGCAAUAUGAAGCUUUGAAGGAACUAGUGAGAACAGAAGCAGACCUGUUUAAAUUGCUUGACGGCUCCCAUAUAGAGAUAUCAUUCUCUGCACAAAGCCAUGAGGAGGAAGAAGAUGAACAUAUCCAAGUCACUCUGAUGUUGGACUACAGAGUUUAUGACAUUAGGCCCAAGACAUACUGCUUCAAGGAAAAUGAACUUCCAGAGGGGGUAUCCGAGGUAUUGAGACAACAAUGUUCAGUAUUCAAGAUGAAACCACUACGCAAGGCUUUUAAAGAGGCCUUUAUGAAUGAUGUUGGUCCAUACAGACUUGUUCGCCAAUUUGGUUUGCGACGCGAGGAGCAGCAGCAAAAGCGUCCGAAGCGGUUCCGACCCAACAAGAAUAACUACAACAAUGAUGACACCUUCCUCCCAGAGGACUGCACGGAUCAAAGCUAUGCUGAACAUUAUAGUGAAUGAUAAUUACCAUCAUUAUAAACCCAUUACUCGUUAAAGUAAAUGGCUGAGGUCCACUACUCUGGUCAAGUGUGGAUUGGUGCGAAAACA